UUGAGAUAUGAAUUCAUCCAAUGAAAGUGGGAGAUAUUGAAGUGCACCAAAAAGCACCUUUUUCCCAAGUCAAGAGACAUAAUAGCACAUCAUAAUUUUAAGCGAUUCUUCAACUCUCCCAUUAUAUUUGGACAAAAAAACGAGAGGAAAAAAAGGGCAAAAUAAGAGAGAAGAAAGUGGGAUUAUGGGAUUAAACCUUAAUAAGGUCAAGAAUUGAAAGAAGAACAAACCCACCAAACACAAAAGUCAACAAGACCCAUCUUUGAUUUUCUAAAUAUAAAUCUUUGUUUGUUAAAAUUCCUCAUUCUCAUCCCAACAACAUUCUCAAUCCAUCAACUCUCAAAUUGCAAAUUGAAAUCUCCUAUCCUCUCUCCCCUCGCCUUCUCUCUGUUUCUGUUUCCCUCUCCCUUGGGUCCAGAAUCAGAGAAACCUCCAAUCUUUCAUCUUAAUGCCUUUUCCUUCCCCAAAUAUUUGUGGGUUUUCGAUCUUUUGUGGUGGGUCGAAUUCCUUUUUGAGAUUGCCCUAGUGGGGAGUCUCAAAAAUGGGAGCCUGCUGUACCAAAGAUUACAUGUUUGGAGGGCACAUGCCCUAUGACAAGGAUGAGGGGGAUUCCAAUGUUGGUGAGGAUGGGGAAGAGGUUCGUCGUGGAGAAGAUGGAGCCAUUGUUAGACUAAAUGGAUCCUCUGCUUUCUCAUCAAUGUUCACCCAACGAGGAAAAAAAGGAAUCAAUCAAGAUGCAAUGACAGUUUGGGAGGAUUUCACAGGGGAGAAAGAUUUGGUGUUCUGUGGAGUUUUUGAUGGCCAUGGCCCAUCUGGUCACAGGGUUGCUCGCCGUGCCCGUGAAAUGCUGCCCUCAAAGCUCUCCAAGGCAAUCAAGAAACAGCCAUCUCGACUCGCAAAUGGGGUUUCUGAAGCUUCUGUUGGACCAGACUACAGUGGCGGCAAUCCUUUGGUUUCCAGAUGGGAAACUGUUCUUGUUGAUUCUUUCCAAGAAAUGGAUCAAGAACUUGGCUUCGAUUCAUCUGUUGAUAGUUUCUGCAGUGGGACAACAGCCGUGACAGUUAUCAAACAGGGAGAGUAUCUGGUGGUUGCAAACUUGGGCGACUCCCGGGCGGUUCUCUGCACCAGAGGAGACAAAAAUCAACAAAUUGCCAUUCAAUUAACAGUUGACCAUAAACCAAACAUUCCAUGCGAAACCGAAAGAAUACAGAAUUGCAAUGGCAGAAUAAUUGCAGAAAAAGAUGACCCAGAUAUAUACAGAGUGUGGGUGCCAGAUGAAGAUUAUCCUGGCCUGGCCAUGUCAAGAUCCUUCGGAGAUUUUUGCCUCAAGGAUUACGGGCUAAUCUCAACCCCUCACGUCUCUUACAGAAAGCUGACCCGAAAAGACGAGUUCAUCGUUCUAGCGACAGAUGGGAUAUGGGAUGUGCUGACGAACAAGCAAGUAAUCAACAUAGUUUCCUCAGCAAGGAACCGAUCCAUGGCGGCGAAAUUGUUGGUGAAACUAGCAGUUCGGGAGUGGAAACGCCGAUAUCCGGGGGCGUUGGUGGACGACUGCGCCGUGAUUUGCUUGUUCUUCAAGAGCCCGCCAAUGCUGACGAGAUCGAUGACGAGUGUGGGCCGGCAGAACGCGAGGAGCCAUCCAGAGCUUGCAGUUUCGCGAAGCUGUAGAUCCAUGAGGAUGGGAAAAAGAGGAGGAGAAGAAGGCGGAGGCGGGGCGGCGGCUGCRAAGAAGGAAAGCAAAGAUGAUUGGAACGCUGUACAAGGAUUGAAAAGAGUGAAUUCACUGACGAGGAUUCCUCGAUUCACUCGCGCUUUGAGCAACAAUCAGAAAAUGGAGAAGGUUUUUCAUGGAGUUGAAGCACGGUGAGUGUUUGUUUGAUAAAUGUCCGCAGGGAAGAACCCAAGCUUUUUCCCCACUUUCAAUCUUUUAUUUUGUUUGUUUUCUUUGCAAAUCUUUAGCUCUCAURUAAUGCAUUUUUUCUUUUUUGGUUUUAUGUUGGUUGAGAUAAUGUAAUAUUUCACCUUUAUGAAAUAUAUAAUUAAAAAUUUGA
This is a messenger RNA of Momordica charantia (bitter melon), 2051 nucleotides long. Its product is annotated as Protein phosphatase 2C family protein. NCBI's taxonomy places the organism in Eukaryota, Viridiplantae, Streptophyta, Magnoliopsida, Cucurbitales, Cucurbitaceae. Gene Ontology annotation, biological process: protein dephosphorylation. The record is from RefSeq and is a predicted model, not a curated record. Gene Ontology annotation, molecular function: protein serine/threonine phosphatase activity.